This is a messenger RNA of Symbiodinium sp. CCMP2456, 321 nucleotides long. Lineage: Eukaryota; Dinophyceae; Suessiales; Symbiodiniaceae. The record is from the annotation of a GenBank genome assembly.
GUGUUGGAUUAUGUGCUCUCCUUCCUGGAGGAGUUUGAAAGACCGGUCACCGACUAUAUCGGCCUCUUACGCGACGACACCAGGUCGAUGAUCUCAAGCACGAUGAAUGCAGCCUCGAGCUCUGCACGUGCGCUUUCAUCGCUCUCUUCCGUCACUUUCUUGCAUAGAGCACUGUCUGACCGAUGGUGGGUCGACUUCGAUCCGCCUCCAACGACUUCCAACAGCACUGCGGAUGUACACCCACUUUGGCGGGCAUUGGAGCAAGUUGCCACAUGGAUGGGACUCAGUGGUCUCUACCUGUCUCGUUCCGCACGAGACUGA